UUGAGACACUUUAAGUUCUUCUCUUCAAUUUCUCAUGCCUGCAAUCAGCUCUGUCUGUUGGAUUCCAGGUAUUGCUGCCUUUGAAAUGGCAUAUGGACAAUGGGUGGAACAACAAAAUAAGAAAAACGCUGAUUUGAGAGAUGCUUUAUAUUCUGACAUUCGAGAUGUGGAAUUGAGCAGUUUUGUUGAGGAUGGCAUGAAACACUAUUUUGAUCUCUUUGCUAUGAAAGAAACAGCCGCAAGGGCUGAUGUAUUCUAUCUUAUGUCUGGCAUGUGGAGAACAUCAGCAGAACAUUUUUUAUCGUGGAUUGGGGGCUUUCGGCCAUCAGAGCUUUUAAAGGUUCUCAUGCCACAUCUUGAGCCUUUAGCAGAGCAACAACGUUUGGAGCUUUCUAACCUUAGACAAUCAUGUCAGCAAGCAGAAGAUGCCUUGUCACAGGGAUUGGAGAAACUCCACCAAUUUCUGUCCGAUACUGUAGCAGCAGGUCAACUGGGUGAAGGACCCUACCUACCGCAGAUCAGAGCCGCAAUGGAUAAAUUGGAUGAUAUGGUGAGGUUUGUGGGUCAGGUAAUAUACGUUGUUGCGACUUGAUUUUCUGAUUUAUGUGUUAUUUAGUGUGCUGUCUUUUAUAUUCUUGACAGGAGCAACCAUUAUAUCAUGACAUUCUGUUUCAUAUAGUAAUUGUAGGGAAA
Messenger RNA from Olea europaea var. sylvestris, 693 nucleotides. Its product is annotated as transcription factor TGA1-like. Bases 35 to 592 code for a protein of 185 amino acids. The record is from RefSeq and is a predicted model, not a curated record. Gene Ontology annotation, molecular function: sequence-specific DNA binding. Gene Ontology annotation, biological process: DNA-templated transcription. Lineage: Eukaryota; Viridiplantae; Streptophyta; Magnoliopsida; Lamiales; Oleaceae. The transcript is spliced from 2 exons.